Molecule: messenger RNA, 674 nt
Organism: Ectocarpus sp. CCAP 1310/34
Lineage: Eukaryota; Phaeophyceae; Ectocarpales; Ectocarpaceae
Source: the annotation of a GenBank genome assembly
AACUUCAAAACCUUCCGGGUGGGGCACAUCUGCGUCUGCUGGGUCCCAACGUUCCUCUCGUACUCACGACCGCCCGCAUACACGAAAGUACCGCAGGCAGGAUGCAGGCCGCCGUUCGAGAGGGCAUGACUCCCGCGGAUGCACGGAUGCCCAUCGGGACGCUGGCGGAGAUGGUAAUCGGAAGGACCGGGGUGGUAGUCACCAAAAUACCAGGGGAGAGGCUCGUGGUAGCCACGGACCUACUCAUUUCUCCUUCUAUGGUCCGAGCAGCAGGCAAGUGAAGCGUUUCUUGGAGACGAAGGACAAGUCAGGGCCCUCGGCAUACCGUCGGCUGCUCAAGCUGCUCGCGGAUGAGUGGGAACCGAAAGGUCUCAACCGGGGCAUCGACAAGCUGCAGGAUUUUGGUGUGCCCAACGGCACGCCGUACAGCAAAUGCGUUACAAAGCUUAAGGCGUUGGCAAUGUCGGAGUUGGCCUCGCACAGAGCUUUCGCGCCGGAAGUGCGCAUGGUACAGCGUGCGCUUCGGAACGCUUUGUUGGAGCAGUAUCUGAAUGUUCUCUCGUCUUUGCCGUUGAAGGAUAAGAUUCUCCACAACGCAGUGUUUUGUGAUCAGGAUGAGCUUUGGGAUGCUUUGUCUUCGGAGGAAGCACUAAAUCAUUCGCCCGCCUACAAUG